Camellia sinensis is the source of this 1503-nucleotide messenger RNA. RefSeq names its product exopolygalacturonase. Gene Ontology annotation, molecular function: polygalacturonase activity. Lineage: Eukaryota; Viridiplantae; Streptophyta; Magnoliopsida; Ericales; Theaceae. Gene Ontology annotation, biological process: carbohydrate metabolic process. The record is from RefSeq and is a predicted model, not a curated record.
UUCAAACAAAGAUUAUAUAUCAUCAUUCUAUCAAAAAUAAGAACAAGAGUAAGACAAAACGAAGAAGAUAAAAUUAAGGAUAUGGCUAUGGAGUUUAGUACUAUUACGUCAAUUUCUUUGUUGUUAUUGUUAGCACAAACAAUUAAAGCUCAGUCUGGUGUUUUUGAUGUAACAAAAUAUGGUGCCAAGGUGGGCAACACCGAUAUUAGCCAGGCUAUAUUGAGUGCUUGGAAAGAGGCAUGUGCCUCAACAAGUGCAAGCAAAAUUGUGGUACCUGCAGGGACAUAUUUGAUGAAUGAAGUGACCCUUCAAGGGCCUUGCAAGGGUCCUAUAGAGCUUCAGAUCCAAGGGACCCUCAAAGCCCCGGACGAUCCAGGCCAAUUCAAGCAAGCCGGCUGGCUUACCAUCCAACGUGUUGAUCAGUUCACACUUUCUGGUACUGGAACUCUCGACGGCCAAGGUCCCACUGCUUGGAGCCAAAAUCACUGUGACAAAAAUCCCGAGUGCAAACAAUUUGCCAUGAACAUGAGGUUUAACUCUGUCACCAAUUCGGUGGUCCGCAACAUAACUUCCCUGGACAGCAAGAACUUCCACGUGAAUCUUUUGGGUUGCAAGAACAUGACUUUUGAUCACUUUACCAUCACAGCGCCUGAAAACAGUGUCAACACAGAUGGAAUCCACAUCGGGCGCUCGAGUGGGAUCAACAUAAUAGACUCAAAGAUAAAGACCGGAGAUGAUUGUGUCUCAGUUGGCCAUGGCAGCCAACAGAUAACCGUCGAGAGAGUGACCUGUGGGCCCGGCCACGGCAUCAGCGUGGGAAGCCUCGGCCGGUACAAAAAUGAACAACCCGUCAGCGGUGUCACAGUCAAGAACUGCACCCUGAUCAACACGUCGAACGGUGUCAGGGUCAAAACGUGGCCCGCUUCCCCUGCUGCUGGGACCGCAGCUGACAUGCAUUUCGAGGACAUUAUAAUGAACAAUGUCGGCAAUCCUGUCGUCAUCGAUCAAGAGUACUGCCCUUAUAACCAGUGCACAUCAAAGGAGCCAUCACUUGUUAAGAUCAGCAAUGUGAGCUUCAAGAACAUUAGGGGAACUUCAUCAACCCGCGUGGCGGUGAAGCUUGUUUGUAGUAAGGGAAACCCUUGUGAAAAUGUGGAGAUCGGUGACAUAGACCUGUCAUACAGCGGAGCAGGAGGCCCGGCUACCUCACAAUGUGCCAACAUUAAGCCAAGUUUCUCAGGAAAACAGAAUCCACCUACAUGUGUGAACUCUGCUCAAUCUUCUUGAAAAUUUCUAGUAGGCCUCAUAUAUUAUUCAUGCUUGAUUGCUUGGUGAAUUAUGUUGUAAAAACUGUAGGGAAAUAUAUAGUGAUACGAUGAGCUAGUCUGUAGUUGGGCUUCAUCAAGUGGGGUUUCAAUUCCCACCCGCUAUAUCAAUGUACUAUGGAAAAAAUUAGAAUCAUAGUGUAUAUUUUAUGACUCUGAUGAGCAUAUAAAGUAAAAA